Molecule: messenger RNA, 2100 nt
Organism: Penicillium oxalicum
Lineage: Eukaryota; Fungi; Ascomycota; Eurotiomycetes; Eurotiales; Aspergillaceae
Exons: 4
Coding region: 1-2100 (699 amino acids)
Source: RefSeq, a predicted model, not a curated record
AUGGGAAUUGACGCAGGAACCCUUGGGGGGUUUGACCUUGCUUUGGCCAUAUCUCAAGAGGCCGUCAACGUCCAGCUGGAAAAGCUAUACGACACCGAGGUGGAGGCGCCAGUUCCGGGCGGGCCCAAGUAUCUGAUUGAUCAUGAGUUCCACUUGCACAGUGUGGUCGUCACCAAGAAACAAGAGCGCAAAGUGUCUCGGAAGGGGCUGGAUGCUUUUGUUUACUGCCCCAAAAUUGAUUUCCAGGGCGAUACCCAGUCCAGCUCGGGCAUCGCUCGAGUGACCUACAAGUUCCGAAGAGCUCUUCCGGGAGAGGUCAGUGCCAAAGACCUGGCGGCCGGAGUCUUGGAAGACAGUGUCAUCCGCUAUCAAAUUGCCGAUGAUAUUGAUGAAAAUGGAAACACUAUCUACAUCAAUGCGGAGAAAAUCAUCAAUGAGUGGGAGAUGUCAUGGGAAGCAGUGGUCACCAAAAAAGAAAUGAAGGACGUUAUGAAUAGUAUCAUCCAGGCCUCAGAAUCGAGCGAAAGCCCGGUGGCCGUGGGCGGUAAAACCAAGGAAAAGCUCCAAGAUUACGUGGAUUCGAGUGUUUUCCGCGUGUCCACUAUCUUCUGUGCAUUUUCGAGUGCCCAGAUUGCCAGUACCUUCCGUCUCGUUAAUCCAAAUGCCUCGCCAGAGGAUGCCCACACCGGCCUCAACAUGGUAGAAGAGAUCAUCAAUCUGCUCAACCGUCAGUUUGGUAGUGAGCAGAAGGUCACAGUGGACGGAGUUUCCACACCCCACAAUCCCUUCGUUCUGGGCUACACAAUCUCCCAGAAAAAUCCCUCUCCGGCACAGUACAAUCCUGCGGCCGCGUCAGGGACCGGCCAGACCUUUCGAUACUUCACUCCAUCUGAUUUUCGUUGCACACUCUCCAAGGCAGACCCGUCGUCGAUGACCAAGGGGACACUCAACUUCUGUCUUUUGACGCAGCGGGACCAGAAGCCCCCGACUUUUGUCGAGCCCGACGCGGGAAGACAAUUCAAUGACAAUGUGGACACUCCCGGGAGGUUUGAUCCCAAUCUUUUCGGAAAGAUGAAGAUCAAGGCUACCCCUGGAUCCGCCGAUGGGAUUCUCGCCAUCUCACAGGAUAUUUUCAUGAAUCAUUGGAUUGGCAGUUACAUUGCUCCCCGCUUCUACAAUGAGCCUUCUACCAUCUUCAAGCGAAUUGAGUCAGGAGUCUAUGAUCAUUUUGACGCCUAUCAAUUUUCGCCUUAUGGCUUUGCUCCCCAUGACUGGGUCGUGAACAAGACCAACCGCAAUAUCUCCCGGGACACGACGUACAAAUGGGACACGGAGAUCAAAACGCGAAUGAUUGUCACAUCAGUCGAUGCACUGUGCGGGGAUCCUCUGGAAUUAAUGAGAGUUGAAUUGAAAACCUCCGUGGAAGUCAGCUACAAGAAUCGGGACACUAAUGCCACCGAAAACGAAAAGCGAAGGAUUGACUUCCAGGUUGUUUCUCGGGUCUGGCUAAAGCUAUGCGGGUACCGCAAGCGGGCAAGUUGGAUGUGGCUCCGUAAACCCAAUAUUGACGAUGACAACGACUGGGAGGAGAUUCACGUCACUCAGUCCUGGACCAAUCUCCAAUAUCGCUUCUCGCUUGGCACCGACAACAUCAACCGAGGUAGUUUUACCGUUUUCGAUCAAUGUGCAGAUCAUCUUGAUGGAGACGGCAAGAUCAAGGCACAUGACCGAGCUCCCGAUCAGGAUGGCCAGCCCGGUACCUGGCGCACCCAAAGUACAGGCGGCUGGGUCGCCUUUUGGGAUUUUACAGGGUUGUGGAAUGACGAGCUUCGUGACAUGUUGAGUAUGCCCGAAAAGGUGGUUCAAGACCUGGCCGCCACCUCGGCCAAUGCGAUGACCGAUCUCGUAAAGGGGCUCCAAACUUCCAUUAUCCUACCUGCGGGCGAUGUGUUUAUGUUCAAGGGUCUUGGAACGUUUGAUGAGGGGCAUGUGGCCACAGUGGUCAACUAUGACCUGUCAACUGAGAGUGAGAUUGCUCUCCGAGAGGGCAAGACGCUGUCAUUUGAGUCGUGGAAACUCCCUACCACCAACAAGACUUAG